GGGCCGCGCGCGGCCGCCGGUUCCGCCUCCUCCGCCGCCUCCCCGCGGCCGCCGCCGCCAUGUUGGAUGGUGCGUGUGGGUGUCAAGCGCAGCCCGCGGCCGCCGGGCACCGGGACACCGGGACACCGCGCCCGCCCCGCGCCCGCAGGUCAUGAUUUUCAUUUUCUCGUGUCAUUCUCUUGAGGAGAGGAAAUGAUUGUAGUGGAACGUGUCACAAAUUUGCCACUGCUACGGAGCCUUUGCAGUUCAGAAACGUUCCUGGAAGAGCAGAUUUAGUCCUUUGCUGUUUGUGUUCUGGAAUCUGGCUUGGUGAAAAGGGAAAUAAAAAUGACGACUUCGUCUAUCAGACGGCAGAUGAAGAACAUUGUGAACAAUUACUCAGAGGCCGAAAUAAAAGUUCGGGAAGCGACCUCAAAUGACCCCUGGGGUCCUUCCAGUUCGUUGAUGACUGAAAUAGCAGAUCUGACCUACAAUGUUGUGGCCUUUUCUGAAAUUAUGAGCAUGAUCUGGAAACGACUGAACGACCACGGCAAGAACUGGCGACACGUCUACAAGGCCCUCACUCUCUUAGAUUACCUGAUUAAAACUGGGUCUGAGAGGGUGGCCCAGCAGUGUAAAGAGAAUAUUUUUGCUAUCCAGACAUUGAAAGAUUUUCAGUACAUCGAUCGAGAUGGGAAAGACCAGGGCAUCAACGUGAGGGAGAAAUCCAAGCAGCUGGUGUCCCUUCUGAAGGACGACGAGCGCCUCAAGACAGAGAGGGCCCAAGCCCUGAAGACCAAAGAACGAAUGGCUCAGGUGGCCACUGGGGUGGGCAGCAACCAGAUCACCUUUGGCCGAGGCUCCAGCCAGCCCAACCUGUCCACCAGCUACUCAGAGCAGGAGUAUGGAAAGUCUGGAGGAUCCCCAGCAUCCUACCACGGCUCCACAUCCCCUCGAGUGUCCUCGGAGCUGGAGCAGGCACGGCCCCAGACCAGUGGGGAAGAGGAGCUGCAGCUGCAGCUGGCGCUGGCCAUGAGCCGGGAGGUGGCGGAGCAGGUCGGUGCCCGUGAGGAGCGCCUCAGACGCGGAGAUGAUCUGAGAUUACAGAUGGCUCUGGAGGAGAGUCGCAGAGACACAAUUAAAAUUCCCAAAAAGAAGGAGCACACCACUUUGUUGGACCUGAUGGAUGCUCUGCCCUCCUCGGCACCGGCCCCACCCAAAAGCGAGCCCUGGGGACCUCCUGCCACCGCUGCUGGUGCUGCUGCCAACCAGACGGAUCCCUGGGGAGGAUCCACAGCUGCAGCCCCUGCCUCUGACCCCUGGCAAUCAUUUGGUGCCAAACCAGCUGCUUCCGUUGACCCUUGGGCAGCACCAGCAGGAUCCACAGCUCAGCCUCUGGCCAAAAAUGUGGACCCUUGGGCUCCUGCUCAGCCAUCUUCUACUGCAGCAAAAUCUUCUGUGGAUCCUUGGGGAUCAGCACCUGCAAACAAACCUCUCUCUACUUCUGGAAGUACAUCUUUUGACCUCUUCAGUAAUUUGAAUGGUACAGUUAAAGAUGAUUUUUCUGAAUUUGACACACUUCGAACUUCCAAAAAGCCAGCUGAAUCAGGUUCCACUCUGCCAUCUCAGCACAGCGGUACCACGAGUCCUGAUCUCUUCGAGUCCCAGCACUCGAGUGGGACAUCAGGCAAACAAAGCACGGCCCGGAAAACCCCGGAGUCCUUCCUGGGCCCCAACGCUGCCCUGGUGAACCUGGAUUCUCUGGUGUCUAAACCACCACAGCCUGUUACUUCUCUGAAUCCAUUCUUGGCACCAGGCGCCGCUACCACAGCGACUCCGAUCAACCCCUUCCAGGUGAACCAGCCUCAGCCACUGACCCUGAACCAGAUGAGAGCGAGUCCCGUGAUGGGCAGCAGCCCCUCCUUCAGCGCCGUGCCCCCGAUGAGCAUGGAGCCAAUACCUCUGUCUUCCAUGGCCCCCGUGCCCGUGGGGAUGGCACCGCUGCCGGCCAUGGGCACCAUCAGGAUGGGCCAGGGGCUGAGCAUUGCAGGAUCAAUGCCCCAAGCUCUGCACAGUACAGGAAUGCCGCCAGCAGCCUCCCAGGCUGCAAAUACAACUAACCCUUUCCUCCUAUAAAGACCCAAUUAAAGGAACUUUUCUUUUC
Molecule: messenger RNA, 2143 nt
Organism: Poecile atricapillus (Black-capped chickadee)
Lineage: Eukaryota; Metazoa; Chordata; Aves; Passeriformes; Paridae
Gene: EPN2
Product: epsin 2
Exons: 9
Coding region: 328-2115 (595 amino acids)
Biological process (GO): endocytosis
Cellular component (GO): plasma membrane; clathrin vesicle coat; endosome
Molecular function (GO): phospholipid binding; clathrin binding
Source: RefSeq, a predicted model, not a curated record